Messenger RNA from Truncatella angustata, 813 nucleotides. RefSeq names its product class II aldolase/adducin N-terminal. The transcript has a single exon. Lineage: Eukaryota; Fungi; Ascomycota; Sordariomycetes; Amphisphaeriales; Sporocadaceae. The annotation marks the transcript as partial. Gene Ontology annotation, cellular component: cytoskeleton. The record is from RefSeq and is a predicted model, not a curated record. Gene Ontology annotation, molecular function: actin filament binding.
ACCUUCUCCAACUUCGUCGAGGAGCGCAAGCACAUCUUGACACACAUGGCGGCGACGUUCCGGUUCGUGGCCCGCCAGGGCUUCACCGAGGGCAUGUCGGGCCACAUCUCGGUGCGGGACCCGGAGCACGAGCACCUGAUGUGGAUGAACCCGCUGGGGCGGCACUUCGGGUGCCUGGCGGCGGGGGACAUGAUCUGCCUGGACAUCGCGACAGGGCGGGUGGCGGGCGGGAACACGAGCCGGCCGGCCAACGCGGCCGGCUUCCUGAUACACAGCGCCGUGCACCGCCGGCGGCCCCGCGACGUCCACGCCAUCUGCCACUUCCACACCCUGGCGGGCCGCGCCUGGAGCGCCUUCGCGCGGCCCCUCGACAUGCUCAGCCAGGACAUCUGCAACUUCCACAACGCCCAGGCCGUCUACGCCGACUACGGCGGCAUCGUCUUCGGGGCGGGCGAGGGGGAGCGCAUCGCGGAGGCGCUGGGGGAGCGCAACAAGGGCGCCAUCCUCAUGAACCACGGCCUGCUGACCGUGGGGUGGACGGUGGACGAGGCCGGGUUCAUGUUCGGCCUGCUGGACCGCGGGUGCCAGAUGCAGCUGCAGGUCGAGGCGGCGGCGGCGGCCGGGCACCUCCGGAAGAACGUCAUCAGCGACGAGGAGGCGGCCUACAACUUCAGGAUGGCCAGCGAGAAGAACGCCCUGUACAGGGAGGCGCAGCCCGACCUGGAAUACGAGUUCAUGAUGGCGGGCGGCGAGGAGGUGCUCGCCAGGGGCUUCGAGGCCUUGUCUCCGCUCCAGCCGUGGGUAGAAGAAUAG